Oncorhynchus kisutch (coho salmon) is the source of this 1381-nucleotide messenger RNA. RefSeq names its product ubiquitin carboxyl-terminal hydrolase 37-like. Gene Ontology annotation, molecular function: cysteine-type deubiquitinase activity. The record is from RefSeq and is a predicted model, not a curated record. Gene Ontology annotation, biological process: protein deubiquitination; G1/S transition of mitotic cell cycle. The transcript is spliced from 10 exons. NCBI's taxonomy places the organism in Eukaryota, Metazoa, Chordata, Actinopteri, Salmoniformes, Salmonidae. Bases 13 to 1146 code for a protein of 377 amino acids. Gene Ontology annotation, cellular component: cytosol; nucleus.
UCUCGGGAAGCCAUGGCUUGCCUCCCCAACCUGGUCAGCAAGAGUAGCACCCAGCUGGGGGAGCAGAGCUGCACAGGCGAGGGCGAAGACAACACCAAGCUCCUCGGGUUGCCUAAUAUUGGCAACACCUGCUUCAUGAACUCUGCUCUGCAGUGCCUGCUGGGGCUGCCAGCAUUUUGCAGAGACAUCCUGAGACAGCAGAACAUCUGGAUUUCCUCCCCCUCCUCUAAACUGCUAUGCUGCUUUGCCAAGUUACAUCAGGCCAGGCUUUCUGGAGGCACUGUUAAUGCUAAGAACAAGGAAAAUAAGAAAAUCCUUCAAACAGUCAAGCGCUGCCUUUCCGUUGUCAAUGAGGACUAUGAGGAAGACUAUGAACAGGAUGCCCAUGAAUGUGUGUUGCUCCUCCUCUUUCAGCUGAAGGAGGAGGGUAUGGCAUUAAAGGGCUCACCAGAGCCAUACACCUGCCCCGUGAAGCAGUUAGAAUUCAAGCUGAAGACUUCCCGUACCUGCACCAGCUGUGGAGUUAUAGUGUAUGGUCAGGAGGAUUAUAAUCACCUGUCACUGAGCCUGAGCCAUUACCUGACACACAGCCUGGACCUCUACUUUAAGCCAUCUGCGUUAGAGUGUGCAUGCAGGGUGUGCUCAGGCAGCACAGCAUCUGUGACUAGGCACUUCCUCACGCUGCCCCGGGUCCUAAUGCUUCAUAUCAAGCGAUUUACUGCAGGCUACUGGGAGCCAGAGAAGUUGGAUGAUCCCAUGUCCAUCCCUGCAGAAAUAACCCUCCCAGCCGUAUGUGGGAAGACAGCCCAUGUCCAGUAUGGAGCCAGGGCAAGCUCCCUGGGUAGAAACAACAUGGACAACACACCUGCAAACUCCCCGAAAGGCACCCUUGAUAGACCAGGCCACUACAUCAGUGAUGUUUUGGACAGCCGUGGCAGUGGGUGGCUCUGCCUGGAUGACGCACAUGUCUUGAGGACAGAUGAGGCCACUGUGCUGAAGGAGAUUGCACAGACUGCCUACAUCCUGUUCUAUGUCUGCAGUAGAGAAGGUGAAGGAGACCAGGCCCCUCACUACCAGGAGAAGCACCAGGAGAACCCAUCAUUAAACUCAGGGAGAGGCACAGCGCUCAGGGACCACCUGGAGUAGCACGUACCACACACCAAGAAACAUCAGAUUAAUCGAAUUAGGCUGCCCUACACCACCAUCAACUGCCUUAGACCACCAUCAAGCUGCCUUAGACCACCAUCAAGCUGCCCUACACCCCCAUCAGACUGCCCUACUCCACCAUCAAGCUGCCCUAUACCACCAUCAAGCUGCCCUAGACCACCAUCAAGCUGCGUUACACCACCAUCAAGCUGCCCUACACCACCAUCAAGCUGCC